GGCAAAAGAGGUGGGGGUAGGAAUCUGUACACAUUUUUAAAGUUCCCCCUUGGGGUGACGUGGGCACAUACCCAGGUUUGGGAACCACCCCUCGGGGGCUCUGAGGACACCUCCAGCUCUGAGAGUUCGUGGUUCUAGCCAGAAGGAGCAGAAUUCCAGCACAGCUUUUGACGGAAGCUAUGAACUACAAAGUAAGCCACAUGCCACUUCCUGUCACCUACAAAAGCCCCAAGGUCCCAAACUUACCAGAACUCAAGAGGAACCACAGCAAGGCAAAAAUCAGCAGCCAAAUCAGAGGCCCAGGCGACCUGGGGAGCCCACCACGAGCACUCCGGCUGCUGUGACCGGGUACCCCAAUGCCCAGGUGCGACGUGGGUCAGGACGUGGUCAAGAGGAGUCCCAGGCGACAGAACCACGGGUUGGAUCAGGGCUGCUGCUAAAGGUUGGAUGGGGACAGGCUGGGACCACCAGCCAGCUCCAUGGACGGGGACUUUGCUUCUGCUUACCGCCCAGCUUUGGAAAGAAAAGACGAAGAAAGGUCUGUGCUGAUUUGCAUCUGGGGGAUCCUUCCCCGUCCUGAGCUUCCGGGUGCAGAAAAAGUGAUUUGACCUCGGAUUGUCUCCAGAAGAAGGGACAGAAAGAGCCUAGAACAUUCCCCCAGAUGUUCCAGCUGUGACUUCUCCACCACCCCUCGAUGGGACCGCUGGAAAAGCCAUCCACUGGCUGGAAACACAAGGAAGCGGAGAUGCAAGUUGGUCCCCAGCCUGAUGAGAAGAUCAGGGUGGGGAGGCCUGGAGACAGGAGCGCUGCCCCCGCCCCCCUUCCCCCAGCCCUGUCCUUCCUCUUCCUCUUGCCACUGGCCAGCGCCAUACAGCCCACCUCACUGCCCUUCCCAGAACUGAGGCUGGUGGGGGGCCCAAGCCGCUGCCGGGGACGCCUGGAGGUCCUGCAUGGCGGCUCCUGGGGCAGCGUCUGCGACGACGACUGGGACGUGGUCGAUGCCAACGUGGUGUGUCGUCAGCUGGGCUGCGGCCUGGCCCUGCCGGUGCCUCGGCCCCUCGCUUUUGGCCAGGGCCGAGGCCCCAUCCUGCUGGACAACGUGGAGUGUCUCGGGCAGGAAGUUGCGCUGAGCGAGUGCGGCAGCCGAGGCUGGGGCGUCCACAACUGCUUUCACUACGAGGACGUGGCUGUCCUGUGCGACGAAUUCUUGCCCACGCAGCCCCCAACAAGGAAAGCGUUAACCAGUAGGGCACCUCCUACAACUCCCCAGAACGGAAACGGUGAGGGCAGCGUGCGCCUGGUGGGGGGCGUGGGCCCGUGUCAGGGCCGAGUGGAGAUCCUGCACGGUGGCCUGUGGGGCACGGUGUGUGACGAUGACUGGGGGCUGCCGGACGCUGCCGUGGUCUGCCGCCAGCUGGGCUGCGGGGCGGCCCUGGCAGCCACCACCAACGCCUUCUUCGGCUACGGCACGGGGCACAUCUUAUUGGACAACGUGCACUGCGAAGGAGGCGAGCCCCGUCUGGCAGCCUGCCUGAGCUUGGGCUGGGGCGUGCACAACUGCGGCCACCACGAGGACGCCGGCGCGCUCUGCGCAGUCCUGGGCCGCCCGACUCUCACAGCACCACUAUCCUUGGCCACAAGAGGGGCCUGGGCCUGGCACACAGAGCCAGAGGCUACAGGAGUUGGUGCCCUGCCUUCUAGGGAGCCAGCAAUGUUCACCACAGCCGCCUGGGCCGCGGGGAAGAAAAGCGGGCGGCUGCGGCUGGUGGGCGGCCCGGGCCCGUGCCGCGGCCGCGUGGAGGUGCUGUACGCCGGGGGCUGGGGUACCGUGUGCGACGAUGACUGGGACUUCGCGGACGCGCGCGUGGCCUGCCGAGAGGCAGGCUGCGGGCCGGCCCUGGGUGCCACGGGCCUCGGCCACUUCGGCUACGGCCGCGGCCCGGUGCUGCUGGACAACGUGGGUUGCGCCGGCACCGAAGCCCGCCUAAGCGACUGCUUCCACCUGGGCUGGGGCCAGCACAACUGUGGCCACCACGAGGAUGCUGGCGCGCUCUGCUCAGGCCCAGAGGAACUAGUCCAACAGGAUGGUUCUGAGACCACCCGGGUACCCACUCCUCGGCCCAGGGACGGGCAUCUACGUCUGGCCAACGGAGCCCAUCGAUGCGAGGGGCGUGUAGAGCUCUUCCUAGGACAGCGCUGGGGCACUGUUUGCGAUGACGCUUGGGACCUGCGGGCAGCCGGUGUCCUAUGUCGCCAGCUGGGCUGCGGCCAGGCCCUGGCAGCCCCUGGUGAGGCCCACUUCGGCCCAGGACGAGGCCCUAUCCUCCUGGACAAUGUCAAGUGCCGUGGGGACGAGAGUGCCUUGCUGCUCUGCUCACACAUCCGCUGGGAUGCUCACAACUGUGACCACAGCGAGGAUGCCAGUGUCUUGUGCCAGCCGGCAUGACUCAGCCCGUUUGUUCUGCAGACCACCUCCUCUGGGAGCCUCCUGUGACCUGCCCCUCUUCUUCCAGGAAGUCCUCCUGUGAUAACUGCAGUUCACUCUGUUCCUCUCUCCCCUUGUCUGGGAGAGAGCCUGUCCAGUUGGUGUGGUCCUUCCUGGGGGAGCCUGGUUCCACCCCAUCAACUUGGCAUGUGACCUCACCUGUUAUCACCUAACAUGGGUCCAGUUCAAUGAAAGCUCUCGCUUUCUGCUCAGCUAAAAACAGAAAAUAGUGGGAAGGGAGUAACUCUUAACUUUCCUCUUUGGCGGGGCUCCUGUUAUAGCAUCCCUGCUCAGGGUCCAAGAGUUUCAGGGGCUCUCUGUAAAUGGAGUAUCUCCCUUCCCCCAUCCAUCUUGGGAUCCCCAAGAAGAGGGAAGGCAGGAGCGGCCUAUGGCUCUUACCUUAGACUGCCUGGGGCUGCAGAAGAACCUGAGCCGUUGCCCUGACCUCUCCAUGAGGGCCUAGGCUCAGAUGGUGCUUGGCUGGACAGGGGGACUCGAGGGGCCAAAGCAGGGACAGCGGCCCCUCCCUGCAGCUGAAACCAGCAUCUCGGAUUGAUGCUGCCCCCACCACAGAGCCUCCACUUUGCAGAAGCAAAGAACCGUGGGGGCCUGUAGCCUCUCAUUCCAUUAGGUGCCAAGUUAAUAAAGCAUUGUCCCCUGUUUGUUACCUGGGC
This is a messenger RNA of Sus scrofa (pig), 3159 nucleotides long. RefSeq names its product scavenger receptor cysteine rich family member with 4 domains (gene SSC4D). The record is from RefSeq and is a predicted model, not a curated record. Lineage: Eukaryota; Metazoa; Chordata; Mammalia; Artiodactyla; Suidae. Gene Ontology annotation, cellular component: membrane.